AAUAGUUGAGCGCCACUCCACACAAAUAAAUAAAUAUAAAGAUAAUACAAAUUUAUAUAUCUUUAUGCACUAAUAGCACCAUCAUAAUAAUAAGCACUAAUUAAUGAUUGCCGAAGAAAUUUCAUCAAUGAAUUAUUGAUUCCAUCUUGACGAAGACUCCGCGCAGUAGCUUUUUCCACCUUUAGAACUGAAGAUCAUCUUAGAAUUGCUGAUCCUUAUGAUCUGCAUCACAUCUAUGGCCCUUCUUCUCCUCAUCCUCCUAUACUUGUUCGCCUCCCCUUCCGCUGCAGAGCCACUCUGGUAUAUCUGCGGCUCAGGAAACUUCACCAGGAAUAGCACCUACAGCUCAAACCUCAACCAACUCAUCUUUACUCUCUCUUCUAACGCCUUGGCCGGCGCCUUGGCCACCGGCUUCGCCACCGCCACCAUCGGCAUAGUCCCUGACCGUGUCUAUGGACUUACUCUCUGCCGCGGCGACACCGACAUCGCCAACUGUCGCUCCUGCAUCUCUACGGCCAUUUCCGACACCAACCAGCUCUGCUCAAACAAGAAGGAAGCCACCAUAUGGUACGACUUAUGCCAACUCAGCUACUCCAAUCAGGAAAUCCAAUACGGCCCCGACGUCAAUACUAGUGUCCAAUGCUUGUUAGCUAAUACCCAGAAGGUCUCGGCAGACCGACUUCAGAGGUUUGAAAUCCUGAACACCGAACUUAUGGGAAACCUGUCAGAACUGGCCGUGACAGACACAUCUCGGCUCUUUGCCACCGGCGAGGCAGCGCUCACGGCUGGAGAUAAUAUAUACGGUCUGGUGCAGUGCACGCUGGAUCUGUCCGUAGGCGACUGCCGGACAUGCUUGCAGCAGACGGUGGACUUCAGCAAGUUUUACCUGCAAGGGGCCGGAAAGGGAGGAAGAGCAUUGGGGAUCUUGUGUAAUAUAAGGUAUGAGUUGUACAAAUUCUACAACGGCACGCCCAUGCUUCAGCUUUCUUCUGAUCAGUCGCCAUCGUUACCAUUACCCACAAAUGCCUCAAUGCCAAAUGUUACCCAUCAACAGCCAUCGUCCCCAUUGCCCAGAAAUGCCUCAAUGCCAAAUGUUACCCAUCAACAGGCCGAUUUAUCUCAUGGAGGAAGGAAGAUUGUGAUCCGGAGAGUCGCCAUUUUCUUGCCAGUUGGAAUACUACUACUUAUAUGUACAAUAAUUUAUUUAAUAUGGAUGAGAAAAAGAAGAAAAAAAGGAACAAACCGAUUACAGAAUGAUCAAAUGUCAUUAAAUCAGGGCACAAACUUAGCAUCAAAACUUGAAAUCAAAGAGAAUGGUAUGGAAUUUUCACUGAUCAAAUUUUCAAGCAUUAUGGAAGCAACAUACAACUUUUCUUCCACUAACAAGCUUGGUCAGGGUGGCUUUGGUUCUGUAUAUAAGGGCUAUCUUCCAUCAGGUGAAUGUAUGGCAGUUAAACGACUGGAUGAAUUUUCAGGUCAAGGAUUGGAGGAAUUUAUGAAUGAAAUAAAGCUUAUUGCCAAGCUUCAACAUCAAAAUCUUGUUAAGCUUUUGGGUUGUUGCAUUGAAGGAAACGAGAAGUUACUCGUCUAUGAAUACAUGCCUAACAAAAGCUUGGAUUAUCAUCUUUUUGAUCAAACUAGAAAAGAACAACUAGAUUGGUCAAAGCGCUUUGCCAUAAUUGAUGGGAUUGCUCAAGGACUUCUUUACCUUCACAAAUACUCUCGAGUUCGUAUUAUCCAUAGAGAUUUAAAAGCCAGCAACAUUCUCCUGGAUCUCCAAAUGAACCCAAAAAUAUCGGAUUUUGGUUUGGCUCGAAUUUAUGCAAGCACAACACCAACAAACACAAAUAGGAUUGUUGGUACAUAUGGUUACAUGUCACCUGAGUAUGCAAUGGAGGGCUUUUUCUCAGUCAAGUCUGAUGUCUUCAGCUUUGGGGUUUUGAUGUUAGAAAUCAUUAGUGGGAAGAGAAAUACUUCAUUUCAUAAGUCUGGGAAAGCUCUAAACCUGCUUGUAUAUGCAUGGGAGUUAUGGAAAAAUGAAAAAUGGUUGGAUUUCGUUGAUCCAUCAUUAGGUGAAAAAAUCCUAUCAAAUGAGGUUUCAAAAUGUAUUAUUGUGGCACUUAUGUGUGUUCAGGAAAAAGCAGAAGACCGACCUAUAAUGUCAGAAAUUAUUACAAUGCUUGGUAGUGAAAACAUAAUUUUACAAGAUCCGAAGAAGCCUGCAUUCUUCACUGGAGGAAAUGAAGGGCCUUCAGAAUUUUCAAUAUAUGCUUCAAAAAAUGAAAUCACAUUGACAAUUUUAGAAGGUAGGUAAUGCCAUUGAAUCUUCUUAUGUAAUGAGUAAGUACUUGUUAUGUUGCAAGAACUUUGAAAUUGUAUAUUUCUGAAAGUUCAAAGUUGAUGCAAUUUAUUUUGAAUACUCAAAACUAUUUUUUUUGCGUAUCAAACUUAAUGAGUUAAAUGGUUAUCUUUCAUGGAAUAAUUCACAAUGAAUCAUGUAUCUACACUUUUGUUCUCCAAGGAGAUUAAUUUGGUAGGUCUAGCUUUUUCAAUA
Messenger RNA from Dendrobium catenatum, 2554 nucleotides. Its product is annotated as cysteine-rich receptor-like protein kinase 19. Bases 218 to 2314 code for a protein of 698 amino acids. Gene Ontology annotation, biological process: protein phosphorylation. The transcript is spliced from 7 exons. Gene Ontology annotation, molecular function: protein kinase activity; ATP binding. Lineage: Eukaryota; Viridiplantae; Streptophyta; Magnoliopsida; Asparagales; Orchidaceae. The record is from RefSeq and is a predicted model, not a curated record.